UCUGUACGCGAUACCAAUAUCACUCUUCCAUUCCAUUUUUAUCUGUUCCGCGUUCUACACAAUAAGACGAACAUGGCUCGGUGUAGAUUAUUCAGUAAAAAGAUUUAAGAUGACAUAAAUAAGUGAUAAUAUAUCAGCGUAUAAUAGUUUCAAAUCUGAAAGAUAAUACGCGAUAAGUAGCGCGGUUUGGUUGAGGUAAAAAUACAUUUAAUUGUUGAAAUGUGAUAUGAAGAAAUAACAAGCAUAUAGCAAAAUUAAUUAUGUCAAGCAAUGGGAAAGGAUCGCCGUUUUUAAAACAAUGUUUUGUAACAGCGACGAUUUGUUGCAAUAUAAUUGGGCAAGGUGCUGCUUUUGGUUAUUUAGCAGUUCUGCUUCCAACGCUUAAAUCUAAGGACACUGAAAUACCACUAACAAAGACUGAAGAAUCAUGGAUCGCUGGUAUGCUACCCCUAAGCAUGAUCCCGGGGUUCUUUUUAGCUACGCCAUUAAUGGACCGGUAUGGACGUAAGGCAACUCAUAUUAUUCUAAUUAUACCAGCAUUGGUUGGAUGGUUCACGCUUACCAUUGCUUCUAGUGUUGCUGAAGUUAUCAUCGCAAGAGUACUCCAAGGAGUCUCAGGGGGAAUGCUCAAUACUCUUCGAUCUGUCCUUAUUGGUGAAUACACUAGCCCCAAAAACCGUGGAGCAUUCUUAACCACGAUUUCAUUUUCACAAGCAUUCGGCAUAUUCUUCGUACAUUUAAUAGGGUCCUGCUUCAGCUGGCAAAUUACUGCUUUUAUAUCAGUCUUCCUUCCGUUUGUGAGUUUACUGAUGACCAUAUACGCACCAGAGUCUCCCAGUUGGCUCCUAGCGAGAGGACGUAUUGAUGAAUGCAAAGAGGUGUUUCGAUGGCUCAGAGGAAAUGAAGAAGAUGAAGAACUAGAAGACAUGAUUCAAGCAAGAUUGGCUUUUGAGAAAUACGAAGCAACCACAUAUCAUAAUAGAAAUAAAAUCGUCGAUAUAAUUCACACUAUAAAAAAGAAAGAGUUCUAUAAACCAAUAAUUAUAAUGGCCCAUUUGAAUAUUAUUUUACAAUUCUCCGGAGGAACGACUAUGGCAGCUUUUGCGCCUUCGAUAAUUGGUAAAUUGAUGCCACAAGGCGAUGUGGCAUUUUGGAUGGUUUUCUUGGAUACACAGCGGUUAAUAGGCAAUUUCUUGGCCGUUUACAUUAUGAACAAAGUGAAGCGACGAACGAUGAUGUUUUCUACUGCUGGAUUGUGUGUGAUAAGUCAUAUUGCUAUUGCCACUUACGUUCUCUGCGGGCUGAUGGGCUGGAAUUACAGCUCCGUGUGGUUACCAGCGCUUUUGAUCAAUAUACAGUAUUUUACUGUGGCAGUGGGCAUGGUACCCCUACCGAACAUAAUAGGUGGAGAAGUAUUUCCAUUAGAAUACAGAAGUAUAGGUGGAUCGAUAAGUUUAGCAACUGGUGGAAUUUUCACGUUUGUCGUACUCUUAACGUUUCUACAGCUCAUAGAUAAUUUGGGCUUGCAUGGCACUUACUAUCUGUACUCGGUAAUUUUGAUAGUAAACAUUACUGUAGUGUGGUUGUUGCUUCCUGAAACGAAAGGGAAGACAUUGCAACAAAUAGAAGACGAAUUUCGAGGUAAACCUCUAAGAUUGGACGAAAUUGAAGCACGACUGUCGUUGCAGUCCAACCCGAUAGAAAUCUAUAAAAGGAGAGUGUCAGAACAGAGAUUUAAUUCGACACUUACAUUAUAGUGAUGGCUUUCGAGCUACAAAUGACAUUUAUAAUUGUACGUUUUGUCUCUUGUUAUAUCAACUGUAUAUUCGAUUGUUAAAGAUCAGCCGUCUUGCUUGUACUCAUUAAGUAUAAAAUAGAGUUUAAUAUUCUUAAUUACCAUUUGUGAAAUAAAGAAUCGAGAGAUUCCUUGUUUCUUCUAUCAUUAUUAUCAUCUAUACUGGCUCUUAUAAUCACACCGUAGUCUGCGGCGAAAUUGUAGACGAGAAUAUAAAAAAGAGGAAUCACAAGAUUGUGCUCUCUGUUCGAUUAGUGACCAGUUAUUAAAUAUAAUUACGUCCUUUUGACCAUUUGUUCUACGUCUUUGGUUUUCCUUUCUCAUCCAAAGGCUUGAAGACUAUUUUAAGGCAAAUACUUCCACACUAC
This is a messenger RNA of Pieris brassicae (large cabbage white), 2163 nucleotides long. RefSeq names its product facilitated trehalose transporter Tret1-2 homolog. Gene Ontology annotation, biological process: transmembrane transport. The record is from RefSeq and is a predicted model, not a curated record. Bases 261 to 1757 code for a protein of 498 amino acids. NCBI's taxonomy places the organism in Eukaryota, Metazoa, Arthropoda, Insecta, Lepidoptera, Pieridae. Gene Ontology annotation, molecular function: transmembrane transporter activity. Gene Ontology annotation, cellular component: membrane. The transcript has 4 exons.